Penicillium cataractarum is the source of this 882-nucleotide messenger RNA. RefSeq names its product enoyl-CoA hydratase/isomerase family protein. The transcript is spliced from 2 exons. Gene Ontology annotation, molecular function: delta(3,5)-delta(2,4)-dienoyl-CoA isomerase activity. The record is from RefSeq and is a predicted model, not a curated record. NCBI's taxonomy places the organism in Eukaryota, Fungi, Ascomycota, Eurotiomycetes, Eurotiales, Aspergillaceae. Bases 1 to 882 code for a protein of 293 amino acids. Gene Ontology annotation, cellular component: mitochondrion.
AUGGCGCAAAACUAUUCUUUCAAGUACUUUACCGUCCAAUUCCCCGCUGAGAACCCAUAUGUCGCUCAUGUGGAGAUUAACCGGGCGGAGAAGAUGAACGCCUUCUUCGAAGCGAAUGCAUCACUGACAUCGUCGUGGGUGACUAGUAUGUGGUUGGAAAUGCGUCAAGUCUUCACCCAACUCUCAGAAGACCCGUCCGUCCGGGCCAUCGUCCUCAGUGGAGCUGGUGAAAAGGCAUUCACCACCGGUCUAGACGUCAAGGCCGCCUCGCAGGGUGGCAUCCUCUCGAGCGACUCAAAUCUCGACCCCGCCCGCAAGGCCGUCCACCUGCGCCGUCAUGUCCUCGAGUUCCAGGACUGCAUUAGCGCCGUCGAGCGCUGCGAGAAGCCCGUCAUCGUCGCCAUGCACGGGUUCUCACUCGGCCUGGCCAUCGACCUGUCCACGGCAGCCGAUAUCCGCCUCUGCUCAAAGGAUGUGCGAUUCGCCGUCAAGGAGGUCGACAUCGGUUUGGCAGCGGACAUCGGUACCCUCAGCCGAUUGCCCAAGGUCGUUGGCAACUUCAGCUGGGUGAAGGAGGUAGCCUUGAGCGCGCGUAUUUUCGGGGCGGAGGAAGCUCUCCGCGUGGGUUUCGUGAACUCCGUUCAUGAGAAUCGCGCGGCUACGAUCGCGGCCGCUCUCAAGUUGGCUACGCUGAUUGCAUCGAAGAGUCCUGUGGCUGUUCAGGGUACCAAGGAGAUUCUGAACUGGUCGCGCGAUCACUCCGUCCAGGAUGGUCUGCGGUAUACCGGUGUGUGGAACAGCGCGGCGUUGCAAACGGGGGAUGUCUCUGCUGCUUUGCUGUCGGGACUCCAGAAACGCACCCCUACUUUCGAGAAGCUAUAG